Grus americana (Whooping crane) is the source of this 5753-nucleotide messenger RNA. It is a transcript of the gene PROX2, whose product is annotated as prospero homeobox 2. Gene Ontology annotation, biological process: regulation of transcription by RNA polymerase II. The transcript is spliced from 6 exons. NCBI's taxonomy places the organism in Eukaryota, Metazoa, Chordata, Aves, Gruiformes, Gruidae. Gene Ontology annotation, molecular function: DNA-binding transcription factor activity, RNA polymerase II-specific; RNA polymerase II cis-regulatory region sequence-specific DNA binding. The coding region runs from base 2050 to 4074 and encodes 674 amino acids. The record is from RefSeq and is a predicted model, not a curated record. Gene Ontology annotation, cellular component: nucleus.
GGGACAGGGCAGGGCUGGGACAGGCCACGGUACCUGAGGAGCCUCCUGUUGAAGCAUACCUAACCUAAGAUGUCUUCCGCAGCCCCAGGCAGGGCCGGGUGACAGGAGACGGUUUGAUUAUGCCUCGUGUCCUGGCUGUCAGUACCUUUGUGCAGCCCUGCCUGUUCACGUGCCGUAUGGCCCCCGGCACAAGCUGGCACAGGGGCUUUAACAUUAUGAGUUACCUUACGUAUGAUUCCUGGUACGUAAAUGGACCUAUGUAUUACCAAAGGGUGCUGUUCCAUGAUGCUCUUUGUUGAACCAGCUCUGGAUUGCUGCAGGACAGCUGUACUGGUGGUCUUCCUGCUCACCUUGACAAAUCAUGGCGUUGGGCUCAUGUAGGAUGAUACUGCCAUGAGCCUCAGCCAGUGGGAUGUUGCACAGUUAGAAAUGGGCAAGGUCAUCAUCUCACCAUGGCAAAUAGACAAAUGAGUCCAUAAGUGAGCCCCAUUCCUCAGGUGUGGUCUGCAUGUUGAAAACAUUUGAGAAUCUCCCAGCUAAGCUUCUGUUUUCUGCCUGCACCCAGGUGGGGAACCACUGGUGGAAAAAAGCCCAAGGAACUCAUUUGCAGAGUCUGAGAAUUAGCUCGGGAUAGUCAUAAAAGGCUGUCUGGCAGCCAGGCAUCUCUCAAAGAGCCAAGUCCAGGUUAUGCACACGUCCUUAAUUUAGCUAUUGCUUAAUAAUAUAUGAAUGGUAAACUGCAACCUUCAAAAUAAUCUCCUAAUAUAAAUUUGCAACAAACAUCCUUGGGAUCAUUUUCAAAGAAAAGAGGUUGAAUAAAAACCAACAGGGAAUAGUCUCUGAGGCUUUGAGGAUGUGCCGACUGCUUUAAUAAAAGGCAACUGAGCCAGAAAGGCUUUCUGCCAGGGAUUUCUCCACGAUCUCUCUUUUGAGGGCUAAUAUCCUUGAACAAGAUCACCUGAUGUCAACUGCUUUUAACCACAGCCUCUUGCCUCCCAAAUAAAUACACCAAACAUUGCCAUGUCCAGUAAGCGUGUGGAGGCAGAGCAGAUGCCCCAGGAGUGGCAUGCGUGGCUAGGCUUUGUCCACUCACCCAGCAGCUCCUGCACAACCAGGCGUGCCCUGGGGCAGGUAGGUUUGUGCUGGGGCUGGGGUCAGGGGGUGCUCAGCUGAGAGCGGUGCUGGCUCUGCUGGCUGCAGCGGUGUCUGUAAAGCACCCUGUGAUAAGCAAGGGGCUCGGCGUUGCUGCUUUCACUGUGUUGUUCCAUUUCCUGGCCACGUCCUACACCACAGACCUCCAGGCCAGCUGAAAUGCCUCUGUGUUCCCAUGGCGGGGAACGCUGGAAAUGGCUGGGUGCUUUCUGUGGGAGCUGGGCAGCACCUGGAGCUCUGCGCUGGCUCCUCCCUUGCCUGCAGCACUGCUUGCCUCAGGCCUGGUCUAUUUGCAUCACCUCACCAAGGGUUCACCAUCCUGGGUGGGGUUUCCAGGCCAAAUUGUAGGGGGGAAUUGCUUGUCUGGCCCUCUGCCCACCUGGGCAGCCAGCGGCUUGGCACCAGCCCCCCCUGCCUGUCUGACCCCUGGGAGACAGUCGAGCGGCAGGGAAGGUGGCUGGACUCCGGCACUGGACCUGACCUCCUGGACAUCCAUCUGCAUAUUCAGAAGUCGUUCCCAGCCGGUUGGCUGCCUCCAGCCUCCCCACUCCCUCUAAAGGACCUGAGCGCAGCCGGAGGACACGCUGGCGCUGCCUCUGCAGCAUCCCGCAGCCCCCGGACGCCUGCCCUCGGGGUGCUGCACUCCCCGUGCCCCUGGAGCCCAGGCUCUGUUCUUGGUCAGCACUCCCUCGUCAUCAGUCCAUCCCUGCCCAUGUCAGGACGGGUGUUCGUGACAUUCACUUGUUAUCAGGGCCUUACACUCCCGUUUUGGAGAGGACAUGCUUUCCUUCUCUUCUGAGCAUCUUCAUUUCAUUCCUCGGUCUUUUUCUUCAGCUCCACACCUCUAGCAGGCUUAAACCUUGAACACCUGGGAAACCUGCCAGUCCAUCACUGGAAAUGAUCCCAAACCAGCUGAGGUUCAGCUCUCCCAUGUCCAGGCAGGAAGAAGAGAUGAUGGAUGGCAGCACUGCCUCUGAGCAGGACAGAGACCGUGCCACUCCAGGCCACAGCCAGGGGCUGAAAACAGAGCCUUGUUUCCAGACUGACUCUCUUUUGCCUUCCUCCAGCACAUCCCUGAUAUCCCAGCUCCUCAGCCACCCCAUGGCUGGCAGGAGCCUGGAUUCUUGCAUCCUCUUCCCUUCCUCCCAGGCAGUGGCCCUGCCUCAGGACUACGAGUGUGGUGCUCCUGCAGAAGGAGCACAAGCCCUGGCUUUCCCUAGGAUUCGUGCCCCAGCUUCCGUGCCCUGUGCUGGUGACAGGGACCAGCUCUCUGACCAACACCUACGAGCCAAGCGGGCCAGGGUGGAGAGCAUCAUCCAAGGCAUGAGCCUCCCACCAAUCCCCUCGGAAUUUCGCACCGGCUUGGAGGCAGCUUUUGGGCACGAGAAGGAGAGGGGUAGCGAGAUGCCCCGGGAGAGCAAGAGGAAGCCGAGGGUGCCCCAGCAGGGCACAGGGGUGGCCGGGCAAGUGGCCCCCACAGGAGGCAGCUUGCAUGCCGAGGGCUGCCAGCAGCUGAAGGAGCAGCUCUGCCUUUUAGAGCAGCAGCUGAGGAGGCUUCAGGAGAAGUUUUCCCAGGUUUGCAACUCGGGGGACGCUGCCCAAACCCAGAAAGAUGCUGAGAAAGUGCAUCCACUGCCUGGGAAGCCUGGAGACAGACCGGACAAGGACAGUGCUGCUGCCACCAGUGACCCACACGAAGUGCCUCUCUGGAGGAGCAUGCCAGGGGUGCACAGGCAGGAGGAAGAGGAGGACAUGGGUGGCGCAGGUGGCUUGCCUUCAGCUGCAAGGGUCCUCUCACAGGCACUGAAGCAUGAGCUGGCCGGGGUGACGUCCCAGGUGGUGGACUCGGUCCUGAAGACUGUGUGGCCAAAGGCAGCUGGCCACCUCCUGCAGCAGCACUGCAGCAUCCCGGUGCCAGGGCCAGGUACCAGGACAGAGUAUUUUGCUGCUGGGAAAUGCAGAAAGCCACUUGCUGAGCCAUCCCCCAUGAAUGUGAUGGGCUCGCUGGGCUCACCCCAGGCUGAGGUCCUGUCAGGAGCUUCAGGAAGGAGCCCAGGCUCUCAUGCUGGCUCCUUCAGUUCAAAGGGGGUCAGAAAACCCUGUCAGGUACCCAGCAUGGGUUAUGCGCUGGGCUUGGCCACCCCCACCCAGGACAGCCAGCUGCUGAGCCAGCUGCUGGGCUGCAACCAGCAUGGUCCCUGGGGCAGCAGCUCUCACGGGAGCCCCUCUGCUCCAGAGAAGGGUCCUCUGGAGCCCCUUGACUUGCACUGGGGAACCAUCAAACUGAGGUCAUCAGUUGUGAGGCAGCAGCAGCAGCAUCCCCUGCCCCUGAGCCCUGCCAAUGUGGAGAGCCUGGCGCUGCUGCCGGCUGGCAGGGAUGGCCACAGGGAGCUGCAGGCUGCGAUGGAUGGAGCACCCUUUGCCUCUACCCAUAUCCAGGAGGCGCUGACCCCCGGCCACCUGAAGAAGGCCAAGCUGAUGUUUUUCUUCACCCGCUACCCCAGCUCCACUCUACUGAAAACCUACUUCCUCGACGUGCAGUUCAGCCGCUGCAUCACCUCCCAGCUCAUCAAGUGGUUCAGCAACUUCCGAGAAUUUUACUACAUCCAGGUGGAGAAGUUUGCCCGGCAGGCCCUGCUGGAGGGCGUCGCAGAUGCUGGUACCCUCCGAGUCUCCCGGGACUCAGAGCUCUUCCGUGCCCUCAACACGCACUAUAACAAGGGAAAUGACUUUGAGGUGCCAGGGCGGUUCCUGGAGGUGGCCAGCCUGACGCUGCGGGAGUUCUUCAGUGCCGUCAGGGCGGGCAAGGAUGCCGACCCCUCCUGGAAGAAACCCAUUUACAAAAUCAUUUCCAAACUGGACAGUGACAUCCCAGAAGGGUUCAAAGCCGCAGGCUGCUCCCAGGAACUGCUCCGCAGCUGAGUCUUCAUGAAAGCAGCCCUGGGUCCUGUGUGCAACCACCAUGUGCUAAGCACCUCCUGGGCACUCUGUACAGCAUCCAUUCUUCUGACUAUUCUCCCUCAGUCAUGUAAGACAGCUCCUCAGGUGAGGUCUAUUGCUUGCCUCAGGUGCUGGGAUUUUAUGCUGUGUGUUUUAUUCCCCCACUCAAAGCCAGUGCAGUCCUGCUGGAGAUCCAUGGAGGGGAGGGAUGGAGAUGAAGCCAUCAGGCUGGAGCCUGGGAAAUUGCCCUGCCCUAGCUCUCCCUGUGACCCUGGGCAAGCCGCCUUCCUUCUCUUUUCCAGAGGGCCGCAGAUCAGGGCAAACAGCCUUUCUGUUUAUAAAGCAGGCAGAGGUCCUCGCAUCGGGCAAAGUUUUCUUGGCACAGCAGAGUGGUGGAUGUGCCCGGUCCAACAGCACGCUUUGGUUUCUGUCCAGAUACAACACACCAGAGUCCAAACAAAACAGCUGGUGAAUUCCAGCAUUUCAAGCACCCUGUGAAGAUGGUUGACCCUGUCUGGGAGAUGUAAAAAGUGUUUGUUGUAGCCAGCACAAACAACACUCCCGCCCCGCCUCCCCCUGUGCUGUUUGGCAAGAGCCCCCCCCAUGCAGCUGCGCACCAGGGCUGAGCAGGUGUGUGUGCACUGGUGGAAGCAUCCCAGAAGCAACUGCUCACCAGCAGCUUCACCCAUGAUGCUGGAGGAGAGCAGGGCUCUGCAACCUGCCCAUGGUGAAAGAAGAGCAUGUUAUUUGGGACCUGUCAGUCCCUGUGGGUUCUAACACAAGCUGUCCUGGCUGGUGAGGAGCUGGCCCUGAGGUUUGCAGCCCCAUUGCUGUAGGGGUGUAAACCCAAGGAGGUUUCUUUUCCCUGUGACCAGGAGUCAGCGGCCACUUUUCCACCCAACAGAGCACGGUGAAGUCUUUUGUGUUAAGGGCUUUCGUGUCCUAUCAGAGGCGGCAGUGGGGAGGGAAAGGCUGUGAAGAGGAGCGAGGUCCUGGGAAAGGCACAGGAGGAAGGCUCUGGGAGGGCAGUGGUGUCUAACUAUGGAUGAGCAAUGACAUCCCAGUGCAAAACACUUGGGGAGAAGAGGACUGGGAAGAGGUCAAGGGGAUGUUGGAUAUGCUGCAAGGUGCCAGGUGGGUACUAGGGCAUUGCAAAAAAACCACAGCUCUGGCAUCAGACGAGUGAGGAAGCGUGUGAUAAUGUCAGAGCAGGAUGGGGUGUCCAAAAUAGGGGUGGUUUUACAGUGGUUCUCCCCAUUGCAACUGCGGCCAGUCAGAUUUCCUGAGGUUUGUAUAUUUUACAACCCCAACACCAAAUUUACUCAAUUUUUAAAUAAACGCUUGGUUUAAGUUACCCCUUUACACCCCAGAGAUCUAUUUGGUAACUUCUGCUCUAAUGUGUUACCCUGGGAAUUUCUUGCUUUUUGUUGGGAAAAGAACAACACCGUGACAAAAGGGUUCACUCCUCCUGCCAGGAUCUCUGAGCAGCACUGACCAACAUCCUCACUUAAACCUGCACCCUCACCCCGAUGCCUCUGGUCGGUCCACUCUGAACUGCAACUUGAAGCAAAGUGCAGCAGCUGUUGGGAGGAUCACAGGGAAACGCAUCCCAGAGUUUACAGGUGCUGGACUCAACUAUGCAGCAUCCUGGAAGUGCUGCU